AUGACCCAACAGUUGUGGACGGAGUCAGACCCAAAAUCAACAGGAAUAUCGAUCGCUCUCAUUGUGCUCGAUUUGUUUGUCGUUGUGGGGUUUUUGGGCAGUUCUGCACUCUUGGUCGCCCGCCGACAGAAAGGGGUUGAUUGGGACAUACUUCCAAUAUGGGCUAUCAUGGCUGCCCUGUGGGCCUGGGCAUGGUCUUACAUUUGGUAUGUCGUAGAGGGCAUUCGCGACCGAUUGACUACGCCAUUUGAGCUAGUUGAGACAAACUCGAUAUAUCACCUUCUCUGUCUGCUGUUUGAGCAUGCUGCAAUCUGCUUUUUAUUCUGCGUCUUCUAUCGGCUCACUCAUAUACUUUUGAAACUUUUCAGAAAUGGGGCAAAGUUACCUGCGAAAAUCAACGUUAUCCACUGGGUGAUCUUUUCUUUCAUUGUCGCCAUCAGCAUUGCCAAUCUCGCGUUGUGGGUCAUCAUUUACUUUGCAUUCCUGGUGGUGGAGUGGAAUUACCAGCCAGUUGAAAUUACUCGCCUGGUGAUCCUUUGGCUGGCCUCGUGGGAAAUCACAGCCUGGGCGGCAUACCUUGCCAUCAAGGCAAAACGGGAAAAGUCAAAUCUCGCAUCACCCGCGGUGGCUUUACUCUGUGGCAGCACAGCAUAUGCUGCAAUGACCUUCAUGUGGCUAGUUGACUUUCUCCGUUGGUACCAACCCAUGUACUCGUACACAUUCAAGGAGGACACCAGCUCGCUAGCAGCCAGAUCUUUCCUGGAGAUCUUCUUCUGUGUCGGGACAUAUGGCGGGAUAAUCUCAUUUUGUGUUCUCUCACAUCGAUUACAAAAGAAAGGAGAUAGAGACACAGAGUUGCAACCCACGGGCGCUCAAUCUCGUGCAGUUGGAUAA
Molecule: messenger RNA, 894 nt
Organism: Penicillium brevicompactum
Lineage: Eukaryota; Fungi; Ascomycota; Eurotiomycetes; Eurotiales; Aspergillaceae
Exons: 3
Coding region: 1-894 (297 amino acids)
Source: RefSeq, a predicted model, not a curated record